Molecule: messenger RNA, 1933 nt
Organism: Vollenhovia emeryi
Lineage: Eukaryota; Metazoa; Arthropoda; Insecta; Hymenoptera; Formicidae
Product: prenylcysteine oxidase-like
Exons: 8
Coding region: 213-1718 (501 amino acids)
Biological process (GO): prenylcysteine catabolic process; prenylated protein catabolic process
Molecular function (GO): prenylcysteine oxidase activity
Source: RefSeq, a predicted model, not a curated record
CCUCUCCCAGCUGUUUAUCUGGGCCAUGCACAGCCAUACUGAAUUCAGCCGCUACACACGACCUGGGCAGUACCGCGGGUAGCUCCCUGCGCGUCACGUGAUCACGCCGUAUUAUAUAUAUGUAUGUAACGUACGGACACGAGAAGAAGGAUAUAAAAAUCGUUCGCGUCCGUUGAGCAUAUUCGUGCCUGAGCGAGCGUCGUGCGCGGACCAUGGGGUGGCAUGUAGCGUUACUGGUGCUCGGGGGUUUAACCCUCCAACGGGCUGGGGCGGUUUCACAAGCGCCCGUCCCGCGUAUCGCCGUAAUAGGGGGUGGCAUUGGCGGCGGGUCCGCCUCGCAUUUCCUCACCGAGCUGUUCAACGGGACCAUGAAAAUCGACUUGUACGAGGCGAGGACCGUCGGCGGACGCCUGGCGACCGUGAAUAUCGGCGGAGUUGAAGUCGAGGCUGGCGGCUCGAUCUUGCACACCAAGAACAUGUAUAUGCAGAGAUUCGUUGAACUCUUGGGUCUGGAAAAGAAUACCCCGAGCAACGACAAAGUGGGCAUAUGGAACGGCAGUGAGUUUGUAUUCAUAGAGAGUGAUUGGUGGUUGGUAACGAUAUCAAAGUUACUUCGCAGAUACGGCUUUCAACUCAUUCAGCUUAACUGGCGUAUAGAGAACAUGAUAAAGGAAUUCGUGAAAAUAUAUGAUCUGCAGGAUGCUGGGAAGUCAUUUGCUAGCGCCACCGAGCUGCUGUCGGCUAUGAACGAGGAUUUUCCAAGGUUAUUGCGGAUAUCCAUGAGAGAGUACCUCUCGAAUCUGGGCUACUCCAAGGUGCUGAUCGACGAAUUGGUGCAAGCCGCUACCGUGGUGAAUUACGGUCAGGAAGUCACAGAUAUGCAGAGUUUCGUUGGUUGUAUAUGUCUAGCGACGGGCAGCGAGUUAUGGUCUGUUAAAGGUGGAAACAAGAAGGUGCCGGAGCAUCUUAUUUACAGAAAUAAGAAUGUGAGUGUGAUACCGAGUCGCGUUACAAAGAUUCGUCACUUAAAUGAUAACGCACGUAAUUUGAGCCAGUACGAAGUGACCUAUGUUAACGAAGAUAGCACGGAUCCAAUGACGUCUACUUACGACAUCGUAGUUAUCGCUGCGCCACUUACAACGGACCAAGAAUUCCAAAUAGAAUUUGCCGAGUUUCCGGACAAACUGGCGUUUCCGGGAAGCUACCAAACGACGCACGUAGCGUUCAUCAAAGGGGAUCUGAAUCUAAAGUACUUUGGCUUGGACACGGCUCUGAGUAGCAUUCUAAGUUGCAAUCCCAACAAAACAAAGAUAAGUUCGGUCGGAGAACAGGAUUCUGUUGACGGUUCAAUUAAGAGCGAGCAGGCAAAUUUUAUCGAGAAAGAUCGACCAGUUUGGAAGCUCUUCAGCAGAGAACGUAUGGAGACGAGUCUUCUUCAUGAUAUCUUUUACAACGUUGUCGAGACCAAACAAAUUGCUUGGAAAGCAUAUCCCCAUUAUUCGACCAGCAUGAAUCUUGAUAACUUUAAGCUGCACGACGCGCUGUAUCACGUCAAUGCAAUUGAGUGGGCCGCAAGUGCGAUGGAAAUGAGUGCAAUAGCUGGAAGAAACGUCGCUAUCCUGGCGUACAAUGAUUUCCUACAGAAGUAUGCUUCCACGUUGGGUGAAAACGUUGCACACAAUUCGACUAGAACAGUACGUUCGUUUGCAGAAUUGUAGCGCUAUUAUUUUGCCGUUAUUAUAGGUUUUAUAUUUUCGGAGAUGAAAUUAUUUUUGUAAAGACCUAUAAAAGAAGUUACGAAAUAUAGCAUAGAUAAAAACUAUGCAGAUGGAAAUAAUGUGAUAUGCCUACAUCUACCCAGCGAGUUUUGUAUCUCUCGUUAUGUGUUCCACAAUAGAAUUUAUAUUAUAAAUAUAUAUUAACAAAUAAAAAA